AUGUCUGAUACUAAAUUAGUUGAUGAAAACUCUUUAAUUGGAAUAGCAGCUUCAUUUUGGUAAUAAUAUUCAGCGAAGACUCCUUAAAAAUUGAAAAUAAUGGAUGCCUUUUCUUUGUAUUGCUUUAUAUUAGUCAUAAUUCAAUUAUUUUAUUGUGCAUUGGUAGGUGAUUUUCCUAGAAAUUCAUUUCUAUCAGGGAUAUUUGCAUCAGCAGGAGCUAUGAUAAUUAAUAUUUGUUUAAGAAAAUAACUAAAUCCUGAAACUAGAUACAUGGAAAUUUCGAAUGAGAGAGCCUUUUGGGAAUAUUUGGCAGCUAUGGUUGUGCUGUUUUUGACUGUGAUAAACUUCUUGGGUUGA
Paramecium tetraurelia is the source of this 357-nucleotide messenger RNA. RefSeq lists its product as uncharacterized. The transcript has 2 exons. Gene Ontology annotation, biological process: protein N-linked glycosylation. Gene Ontology annotation, cellular component: oligosaccharyltransferase complex; membrane. NCBI's taxonomy places the organism in Eukaryota, Ciliophora, Oligohymenophorea, Peniculida, Parameciidae. The record is from RefSeq and is a predicted model, not a curated record.